This is a messenger RNA of Contarinia nasturtii (swede midge), 1987 nucleotides long. RefSeq names its product carboxypeptidase B-like. The coding region runs from base 351 to 1673 and encodes 440 amino acids. The transcript has 6 exons. NCBI's taxonomy places the organism in Eukaryota, Metazoa, Arthropoda, Insecta, Diptera, Cecidomyiidae. Gene Ontology annotation, molecular function: zinc ion binding; metallocarboxypeptidase activity. Gene Ontology annotation, biological process: proteolysis. The record is from RefSeq and is a predicted model, not a curated record.
AAUAAAAUCACUUCUCAUUUUUCCAGAGUUUUAUUUUCGUUACAUCUUCGUUGUUGUGUGCUUGAAUUGCCAAUCGAACGUUACCGUUUGCCCCUUCCACUGGUUAUUAUAAUAUCACAAACCGCAUCUCUUCCACCAGCCAUGUAUUUCUCGUUUGAAUUGGCCGGUGCAGAGAAGCACUGUCAUGCGUUGAUAUUCUAUAUAAAAGCCGAACACAAAACUAAGUGAAGCUUCAGUUGACUGACCGGUUGCGGUCGAGCAUUUUAAAACGAGUACGGAUUUUUUUGUGCGUAUUUAUUUCUGUUAAUUUUAGUAAAUCUAUAAGAAAAAAUCAGUGAUUUCUUUUCAAAAUGGAAAAGUGUCUGAUUGCAAUAUUUGUGAUCUUCAAUUUGAUCUUUGUGAUCGAUGCUGCACCACGAGCCCUUGAUGCCAGCGAAUUGAGGAAUUUGAGUGCAAUUGCUGACAUCGAAACUCCAGUUCGAUAUGAUGGCGCCCAAUUGUGGAGUGUUCAUUUUUACGAUGAUCGAACCAAAAGUGUGGUCAUCAGUUUAAAGAGAAAUUUCGAUGUUGCACUAUGGGGCACGAAUGGUUCCGAAGUUGAUGUGUUUGUAAAGAAAAAUGUUAUCGAUGGUGUGCGUCAAGUGUUGAAUGACAAUAAUGUUGGAUAUUCCAUCCUCAUUGAAGAUAUGCAAAAACAAAUCGAAACCGAAAAUCCACCGCAAGCGGAAAUUGAAGCUUUCCAAAAUCGAAACGGUCAUCGUUUAACUUGGCGUGCAUACCAUCGUAUCUCUGAUAUCUUUUCAUAUUUGGACUAUUUGGUUGCAACAUACCCUGACUUGUGUUCACUUCAAACGAUCGGACACUCAGCCGAACGACGUCCAUUAAAAGUUUUAAGAAUAUCGAAUGGAAAUUCAGGAAAUAAGGCCAUUUGGAUUGAUGGUGGUAUUCAUGCACGUGAAUGGAUUAGUCCGGCAUCGGUAACAUACGUUGUGAACGAUUUGGUUGAAAAUUGGGACGAUCAACCGGCACAUAUUCAAAAGGUGAAUUGGUAUGUGUUGCCAGUUCAUAACCCAGAUGGAUACGAGUACACUCAUCGCACCGAUCGUUUAUGGCGUAAAAGUCGCUCGAACAAUAAUAAUCAACGUUGUUCAGGCGUUGAUUUAAACCGAAAUUAUGGUUAUCACUGGGGUGGCAAAGGAACAAGCCGAAAUCCGUGUCAAGAAAUAUUUGCCGGUCGCGGUCCAUUCUCAGAGCCCGAAACCGCAGCCGUUAAACAGUUCUUUGAUCGAACCAAAGAAAAAUUCGAUGCAUUCCUUACAUUUCACAGUUACGGACAAUUUAUUUUGCAUCCAUGGGGAUAUGACGAUGUUGUGCCAGCCGAUUAUAAAGAUUUGGAUCGUGUUGGCCGAGAAGGUGCACAGAAUAUGAAAGCAUUAGAUAAUCAAGUUUACCAAGUGGGACCAUCGGCAGCAUUAUUAUAUCCAGCUGCAGGUGGUUCAGACGAUUGGGCGAAAAGCAUUGGCAUUAAAUACAGUUAUACAAUUGAAUUGCGUGACAAAGGGCGUUAUGGAUUCGUAUUGCCAGCCCAUCAAAUUGAGCCAACAGCCAAAGAGGCUCGUGCAUUCGUAUUUACGGUAUCGCGUGCGGUGGCCAAUCUUCGACGAAAAGAAUAACGGCACAGCAGAAGAAAAAAACUUCAUUUUUGCAGCUUUUGCGUUUCAAUUCCACUAAUCAUUAGUCAAUUAAAAUUAAACUUUCAAUGCAAUUAAAAGUUUUCCAAACCGUGCCAUUUACGGUACGUAGGAUAUUAAAAAAAAACCAUCAUCAAGCCAACGAAGAAAACAAAAACAAAAUAUUGGUUGUUGGCGCAAAAUAAGAACAUGCUUGAAAACUAAUUGUAACCGACCCCAUAUUAAUUUAUUUAUAUAUUUUAGUGUAGUGAAUAAAUGAAAAAAAAAAAUACAAAUUUACAGAAGAAAAAACGAUG